UAUAAUGAAGAACAAAACAACUAGCUGAACGGUAUGAAGUGAUUUUCAUUUGAAUAAACUUAUAUGAGAAAUAAAUAUGUGUAUUUAUACAAGAAGUGGUGUAGGCAUAUAUCAAUAUUUGUAUAACUUUACAUAUAUAUAGUACCGGUACUAUGAUUGGUUUAAAUAGUCUAUUAGAAUCUUUUUAAUCACUAAGUAUUAACUACAAUUUAUGUUACAAGUAUGAGAUUAUUAAAUCACAUUAGAAAUAUGACAUUUCUAAUUUACCAUAAAUUUCAUAAUUUAUUUAAUUCAAAUAAUAAAUGUUUAGCAUAUUUUAUAAUUAUCAUGUUUAUUACAAUUUUGUAUUAUUCAAUUCUAAUGAAACUAAUAAAUCUUGAAGUUAAAUAUAUAAUUGCUCCAACUUCAUCUCGGAAAUUUAUACAAUUUACUAACAAUUCAUUAUCAACAAAUUAUACUACUGAAAUUUUGACACAUCGUAUAACUAGUUCAACUCCUAUAAUUACCACUAAAACUUUUCAUCCUCAACGCCAUCAUCAUCAUCAUCGUCCACGUUAUGGUCACAGAAAAAUGAGAUUAAGAAAAGUAAAGUCUUUAAAGUCAAAAUUUCAAAUACAUUCAAGAUUAAAUUGGAAAACAAAAGAAAAUAAUCAUGUUUUUUCACAAAAUUUCUUUCCUCCAUUAUAUCUUAAUCAUUCAUUUUGUUUAAAUCAAUCAAAUUUUUAUAUUAAUAAUGAAAAAUAUAUUAAAUUAAAAAAAUAUCGACAAAUUAUAAAUUUAACUAAUGUAUUAACAUUAUUUAAUAUAAGUCAAUGGUUAAAAAUAAAGCCAAAUAUAUGUCAAUCUACUAAAAUAAAUUUAUUAAUUAUUAUAUUCUCUCCAAUGAUAGAUAAUUCAAUUCGAUAUAAAAUUCGUCAAACAUGGGGUUCAAUUAAAUAUAUUUUAAGUGAUACCAUUAUUAAUAAACAAUAUUCUAAUGGAUUAAAUAUUAUUGAACAUUUAUUUAUUGUUAAUAUUACAAAACAUAAAUUUAAACAAAAUUCAAUAAAAAUUCAAAAUCUUUUAAAUGAAGCACAAUAUGAAAAAGAUAUUUUACUUUUAUUUUUAAAUAAUUUACAAAAUAAUUUAGCUUCAUUAUAUAUUUUAACAAGUGAAUUUUUAUUAAAUUAUUGUAAAAAUUCUAUAGAUUUUGUUUUAUUUAUUAAUCAAGAUUUAUUUCCUAAUUUAAAUGCUUUAAUACAAUAUACAAAUUCAAAAUUAUUACAUUUAACAUCGAAUACAUUAAAACAAAAUAAUAAUAAUAAUAAUCCAUCUAUGUAUUGUAUACCAAUUAUACAAAAACAUGUUGAAUUUAAUAGUCGAUUUAAACAUUUAUUUAAAAAUCAUUUACCAUUAUGGCAAGGAAAUAUUUAUCCAACAUAUUGUGAUAUUAAAACUGGUGGUUUUUUAUUAUUAUUUAAAACAAUGAAACAAUGGUAUACAUGUUCACGUUUAUAUAUACCAUUUAAUCCUAUACAAGUAUAUUUAACUGGUUUUAUAAGAUAUGUAGCUAAAAUUGAUAUUGAAAAUUAUUGGAUAAAUUAUUGGUCAAUUGGUAAUCUAUUACCAAGUGUAUCAUUAAAUAAGAAAAGUAAAAAAUAUUUAUUUUUUCAAAAAUCAAUUAAUCAAAAUAGUCGAGUAUGGAAAAGUGUAUUUCGUGCAACAUUGAGUUGA
Molecule: messenger RNA, 1713 nt
Organism: Schistosoma spindalis
Lineage: Eukaryota; Metazoa; Platyhelminthes; Trematoda; Strigeidida; Schistosomatidae
Source: the annotation of a GenBank genome assembly